AUGAAGGUCUACUCAGCUGCUCAGGGCCGUCUGGCGGACAUCUUUGUUGGGGUGGACGUGUUCGCCAGGGGAGAGGUGGUGGGAGGGAAGCUGUAGACUAAUAAGGUUAGAACUGGGAGGGUAGGAGGGGGAGGGUCUGGAGAUGGUCUGGAGAUGGUGGGGUGUGUGUCAGUGCUUAGUCACAGGUAUGUGUGUGUAUCUUCAUAUAGAAGUGGUUUAUUAUGGUGGUGUGUGUGUGUAACAAUAUAGAAACAUCUCUCUCUCGCUCUCUGUCUCUCUCAAUUUAAGGGCUUUAUUAGCAUGGGAAAUGUAUGUUAACAUUGCCAAAGCAAGUGAAGUAGAUAGUAAACAAAAGUGAAAUAAACAAAAAUUAACAGUAAACAUUACACACUCUGUUGCUCUCUGUGUCUCUCUCUUGCUCUCUGUGUCUCUGUCUCUGUCUCUCUCUCCCCCCCCCUUCAGGCUCUGGAGCUGAUUCGUAAACAUGACUUCUCUACGGCCAUCUUUGCUCCAGGCUGGGUGUACGAGACCAUCCCAGACAAGACUGACUUCAGGAAGGAACAGGACAAGUGAGAUUAACUUCUACUGCUUCUACUGUGUAAUGUAGUGCUGUGGUUGUUUUGGGGAUUUUGUGUGAUUUUAUAUCGAACGCCACACCUUAAGUGCCUUUGGGAAAUAUAAAGUGAUGCUAUCUAUCUAAGGACUGCAGAUGAGAAUAAGGUAUGUAGCAACAAUCUGGUGCAGUGUUUGUUAUACAUGUUCCCUGGACCCUGUCGAAUAAGACAAUAAAAUAGACAUUAUUUUCUAUCUUAUAAAGCGCUCACUCAUACCACACGUAGCAUAGCCACAGUCGAAAGUGACCCUCCUAUGUCAUAUCCUACAAUGUCACAUCCUGUUUCCUGUGUGCAGGUUCUGGUCUCUGCUGUCUGACUUCCUGUAUGUCCACCGGCCCUCGUCGCCCCUCCCUUUCAUCUCCUCCUUCUGCCAGGGUGCUGGGACCAGCCUCUACUGGAGGGGACAGGUACGAGGAGAGAGAGAGACUGUGAGAGAGAGUGUGUGAGAGUGUGAGAGUGAGAGAGAGCACAAACUCUAUAGAGAGACAGCAGGACCUAUUAUCAAAUCCUCCUAUCCCCUUUCACCAGGUCUACAUCCCUAGUUCCCAAAACAUUUUGAACACUGUCCCACCUUAAGCCUAUAGAACUUUAAUGUGACCCUCCAAAAUAGUCUCUUAAGCCAUGGCCCAGUAGCAUGACCAUAACCCACUAUGGGGUCCCAAGUCUACCCACCAUUUGGGUAACAACUAGGGCAGGCACAAAUACUAUGUAACCGACGGUUACGGAUGAAGACAGUCAUGAAAAUAAAAUAACUGUCAUAACCGUUGAAGAAGCGUGACUGAAGAUGUGACGACCGGGCAUUCGUGAGGUCGAGUAUGUUUUCUGCGAUAACAUGGACUGUUGACAACGUGAUGAAACUUUGUUGCCCCUUGCUGAAAUCUGCAAAGUGUUGUAGCAAACAAUGAAUAUAAUAGGCUUGGAACCUCUGAAGUUGGCAAUUUGACUGGUAAACUAAUGGGUUCACGAAAUUUCAUGACUAUUCAUGAGUGUCGACAUAGAACCCUUCGGGUGAUUGGUUGAGCCUUAUUGAGUGUGUGACGUCACACAGAUGUUCUACAGAGCCGUCUGUUUGGCUAGCUAGCGCCACCGGCAUGAGCAGUUAGCACCGACCAAAUGACUUGUCAAACCCCGCUUCAGCUUGAUCACCAAAUUAAUUGGGAAAUAAAUGAAAGCCUCACCAGCUAGCUACCAAUCUAUUUUAGUUUCACUGUCCGAUCAUUCAAAAAAAACGAGCCCACUAAUUGUUAUUUUUACCUUUCCACAAACGGUCUGUUUGCAUUGCUUGAUAUGAGCAAGUUAACCGAAACCUAUCAAAGAAUAUAAUAUAAUGGGUUUGACGACGAACAUGUAGUGAGGACCAGCCAACAAGAGCGUACAGGUCACAGUGGUGGGUAGUGUAUGGGGCUUUGGAGACAAAACGGAUGGCACUGUGAUAGACUACAUCCAAUUUGCUGAGUAGAGUGUUGAAGGCUAUUUUGUAAAUGACAUCGCCGAAGUCAAGGAUCGGUAGGAUAGUCAGUUUUACGAGGGCAUGUUUGGCAGCAUGAGUGAAGGAGGCUUUGUUGCGAAAUAGGAAGCCGAUUCUAGAUUUAACUUUGGAUUGGAGAUUCUUAAUGUGAGUCUGGAAGGAGAGUUUACAGUCUAACCAGACACCUAGGUAUUUGUAGUUGUCCACAUACUCUAGGUCAGACCCGUCGAGAGUAGUGAUUCUAGUCGGGUGGGCGGGUGCCAGCAGCGUUCGAUUGAAGAGCAUGCAUGCAAUCAAUAGUAGGUAAUGCGUCCACGAUUAGUUAGUGGCUACUGCCUGGUCUGGUCAGUGAUCAAGCUAGCUACAGUUAAGUAAUUAGCUAUCCUCCUAAAUGCGCUUGUCAGUGGAUAAACUAAGUUGAAAAUAUUUGUCUGAAAAUGACCUAGUCGCCAGUUAUAGUUGCUCUUGGUGGAAUCAUUUCUAGGUAGCCUGUAUGCCCGUGAGUUCCCAAGUCUAGAGAGCUGUGUAUUUUGGCAUCCACGAUUAGCUAGCUAACUAAGUAGUUGGCUACUGCAUGUCCAGUGUGAGCCAGAAUGCUAGCUACAUUUCAGUCAGUAGCUAUCCUUCUAAAUGUGGUGGUCACUGGAUAAACUAGCCAUGAGUUGAACAUAUUUGGCUGAAAACAAACUAGUAGCCAGUUGUUGUUGCCCAUGGGGUGGAAUCAUAUCUAACCCGCUUGCUCCUGGCUGAAGCCUAUGUCCCCAUGACCUCCUGAGUCUAGCAAACAUAGCGAAUUAGCAUUUCGCUAGCGAGCUGAGCUGUUUUAUAAGAAAACGACUGAUAUUAAUCAAACUCUGUAGCUAGCUAGCAAGCCCUCCUCGGCGACAACGUUAUUGUGGGCGCAGGAAUGUCAAAUUCGUAUUUUAAUUUGAUGUUAACUGUCAUUGAAGUUGGUGGUUACUACUGGUUUCAGAUCCGAGGCAAGAGAAAUUGGCCGUCAUGUAUUGGUAAGGGUUCAUAGUGAUGGCACGCACUCAAGAAGGCUCAACCAAUCACCCGAUGGGUUCUGUCGAAACCAUGAAUAUUCAUAAAAUUGCCCCCGCCUUGGCUGCCUGGGUAUUGUGAUGCAAUACUUCCCAUGAUAAUGUAGAAAUGUUAUUCAAAUGCUGCUAACUGAUGUGGCUCAUGCAAUGGAAUGUAUUUUUUGUAAUGUCAGUUGAUUUGAAUCAACAAAUCACAGCACAUAUUGAUGGGUACACUUCCUGCUUUUACUUCCUGCUUUGCUCCUAUGGGUACACUCGCAAUGGCUGCCAGUCCACCCAUUAUGCCAUAAUUGACUUGAAUGGGGACACCUAUGGCAGCACAUGCAGUUAGGAGAGGAGGUAGGGAGAAAAUGUGAGUCCCUAAAAAUGUUUUGUUGUUACGGAGACCAGUCAUUUGGCUGCCCAAUUAUUGUCAUCCAAAAUUCCAUGACCGCCACACUAUAGUCGUGGUCAAAAGUUGAGAAUAACACAAGUAUUGGUCUUCACAAAGUUCGCUGCUUCAGUGUUAUGAGAUAUUUUUGUCAGAUGUUACUAUGGUAUACUGAAGUAUAAUUACAAGCAUUCCAUAAGUGUCAAAUGCUUUUAUUGACAAUUACAUUAAGUUUAUGCAAAGAGUCAAUAUUUGCAGUGUUGACCCUUCUUUUUCAAGACCUCUGCAAUUCGCCCUGGCAUGCUGUCAAUUAUUUUCUGGGCCACAUCCUGACUGAUGGCAGCCCAUUCUUGCAUAAUCAAUGCUUGGAGUUUGUCCGAAUUUGUGUGUUUUUGUUUGUCCACCCGCCUCUUGAGGAUCGACCACACGUUCUCAAUGGGAUUAAGGUCUGGGGAGUUUCCUGGCCAUGGACCAACAAUUUCGAUUUUUUGUUCCCCGAGCCACUUAGUUAUCACUUUUGUCUUAUAGCAAGGUGCUCCAUCAUGCUGGAAAAGGCAUUGGUCGUCACCAAACUGUUCUUGGAUGGUUGGGAGAAGUUGCUCUCUGAGGAUAUGUUGGUACCAUUCUUUAUUCAUGGCUGUGUUCUUAGGCAAAAUUGUGAGUGAGCCCACUCCCUUGGCUGAGAAGCAACCACACACAUUAAUGGUCUCAGGAUGCUUUACUGUUGACAUGACACAGGACUGAUGGUAGCGCUCACCUUGUCUUCUCCGGACAAGGUGUUUUCCGGAUGCCCCAAACAAUCGGAAAGGGGAUUCAUCAGAGAAAAUGACUUUACCUCAGUCCUCAGCAGUCCAAUCCCUGUACCUUUUGCAGAAUAUCAGUCUGUCCCUGAUGUUUUUCCUGGAGAGAAGUGGCUUCUUUGCUGCCCUUCUUGACACCAGGCCAUCCUCCAAAAGUCUUUGCCUCACUGUGCGUGCAGAUGCACUCACACCUGCCUGCUGCCAUUCCUGAGCAAGCUCUGCACUGGUGGUGCCCCGAUCCCGCAGCUGAAUCAACUUUAGGAGACGGUCCUGGCGCUUGCUGGACUUUCUUGGGCGCCCUGACGCCGCCUUCACAACAAUUGAACCUCUCUCCUUGAAGUACUUGAUGAUCCGAUAAAUGGUUGAUUUAGGUGCAAUCUUACUCGCAGCAAUAUCCUUGUCUGUGAAGCCCUUUUUGUGCAAAGCAAUGAUGACGGCACGUGUUUCCUUGCAGGUAACCAUGGUUAACAGAGCUACCCUCUGACCUGUCCUGUUUGUGUGUCUGUCUGCUGCGUUGUGUAGCGUGAGGUGGAUCGUAGCUGGUUCAACCUGGAUGCCCAGGAGCUGCAACCCCUAUACUACAGAGAGAACCUGGAGGGGGAGGGCUGGCUGAGGACCCAGGGCUGCCCUGAAGAUGCCUGGAGCGGGGGCAGCUCUCUGCUCGUAGAGGGACUCAUACCCUCCAUGCUGACCAAAGUCUGCGCCAGGUAGGGGAGUGUGUGUGUGUUCAUGACGGCUAGUAUAUUCCUCUUACAGCUUUGAGGACUCAAAUGCUAUGGCCCUUCUCUCUCUCCCCCUCCCCUCCCAGGAUAUUUUCUCUCCAGGUACCUCUAUCCUCCAGGGUCUUUGUGUCUCUGAUCUAUAAGCCGUCUCCUGGGGUCACUGUCUCUCUGGAGUUAAAGACUACUGACGCUAAACUCUGCACACACAGUGGUGUUCAGGAUAUACCUAGUGAGUCAGUCAUAUCACACACAGUUGAGGAUAUACCUAGUGAGUCAGUCAUACACACACAGUUGAGGAUAUACCUAGUGAGUCAGUCAUCACACACACAGUUGAGGAUAUACCUAGUGAGGUCAGUCAUAUCACACACAGUUGAGGAUAUACCUAGUGAGUCAGUCAUAUCACACACACACAGUUGAGGAUAUACCUAGUGAGUCAGUCAUCACACACACACAGUUUGAUAUACCUAGUAAGUCAGUCAUCACACACACACAGUUCAGGAUGUACCUAAUGAGUUAGUCAUAUCACACAACACUGCUGGCUACACACACACACAAGUUGUAAUGUGUUGUAUUAUUAUUGAUGUGUGUGUGUGUGUUUGUAGCCAGCAGUAUUGAGCCUGCUGCUUUAACAGAGGACCACCCGUUGGUGAGACAGUUCUCUCAGAGCUGUGGACAGUGGAACCCAGACGGAUGGACUGUCAGGUAAGAAGACCUCUGGUGUGUGUGUGUGUUGGGUGUGGUGUGUGUGUGUGUGGUCAAAAGUGUGUGUGUUGGCGAUGCAGGGCUGUGCUCUGAGGAAUGUGUGAUAGGCUAGUAAUACUGUAGUAAUAACGUGUGUCUGAUAUAGGCUAGUAAUACUGUAGUAAUAACGUGUGUCUGAUAUAGGCUAGUAAUACUGUAGUAAUAACGUGUGUGAUAUAGACUAGUAAUACUGUAGUAAUAACGUGUGUGAUAUAGGCUAGUAAUACUGUAGCAACGUGGGUCUGAUAUAGGCUAGUAAUACUGUAGUAACCUGUGUCUGAUAUAGGCUAGUAAUACUGUAGUAACAUGUGUCUGAUAUAGGCUAGUAAUACUGUAGUAACGUGUGUCUGAUAGGCUAGUAAUACUGUAGUAGUAACGUGUGUGAUAUAGGCUAGUAAUACUGUAGUAAUAACAUGUCUGAUAGGCUAGUAAUACUGCAGUAAUAACGUGUGUCUGAUAUAGGCUAGUAAUACUGUAGUAAUAACGUGUGUCUGAUAUAGGCUAGUAAUACUGUAGUAGUAACGUGUGAUAUAGGCUAGUAAUACUGUAGUAGUAACGUGUGAUAUAGGCUAGUAAUACUGUAGUAGUAACGUCUGAUAUAGGCUAGUAAUACUGUAGUAGUAACGUCUGAUAUAGGCUAGUAAUACUGUAGUAGUAACGUCUGAUAUAGGCUAGUAAUACUGUAGUAGUAACGUGUGAUAUAGGCUAGUAAUACUGUAGUAGUAACGUCUGAUAUAGGCUAGUAAUACUGUAGUAAUAACGUGUGUCUGAUAUAGGCUAGUAAUACUGUAGUAGUAACGUGUGUCUGAUAUAGGCUAGUAAUACUGUAGUAAUAACGUGUGUCUGAUAUAGGCUAGUAAUACUGUAGUAGUAACGUGUGAUAUAGGCUAGUAAUACUGUAGUAGUAACCUCUGAUAUAGGCUAGUAAUACUGUAGUAGUAACGUGUGUGAUAUAGGCUAGUAGUACUUUAGUAAUAACGUGUGCGAUAUAGGCUAGUAAUACUGUAGUAGUAACGUGUGAUAUAGGCUAGUAAUACUGUAGUAGUAACCUCUGAUAUAGGCUAGUAAUACUGUAGUAGUAACGUGUGAUAUAGGCUAGUAAUACUGUAGUAGUAACGUGUGAUAUAGGCUAGUAAUACUGUAGUAGUAACGUCUGAUAUAGGCUAGUAAUACUUUAGUAGUAACGUGUGUGAUAUAGGCUAGUAGUACUUUAGUAAUAACGUGUGCGAUAUAGGCUAGUAAUACUGUAGUAGUAACGUGUGUGAUAUAGGCUAGUAAUACUGUAGUAGUAACGUGUGUGAUAUAGGCUAGUAGUACUUUAGUAAUAACGUGUGCGAUAUAGGCUAGUAAUACUGUAGUAGUAACGUGUGUGAUAUAGGCUAGUAAUACUGUAGUAGUAACGUGUGUGAUAUAGGCUAGUAAUACUGUAGCAAUGUGGGUCUGAUAUAGGCUAGUAAUACUGUAGUAACCUGUGUCUGAUAGGCUAGUAAUACUGUAGUAACAUGUGUCUGAUAUAGGCUAGUAAUACUGUAGUAACGUGUGUCUGAUAGGCUAGUAAUACUGUAGUAGUAAUGUGUGUGAUAUAGGCUAGUAAUACUGUAGUAGUAACGUGUGUGAUAUAGGCUAGUAAUAACAUGUGUCUGAUAGGCUAGUAAUACUGUAGUAAUAACAUGUGUCUGAUACAGGCAAGUAAUACUGUAGUAAUAACGUGUGAUAUAGGUUAGUAAUAACGUGUGAUAUAGGUUAGUAAUACUUUAGUAAUAAUGUGUGUCUGAUAUAGGCUAGUAAUACUGUAGUAGUAACGUGUGUCUGAUAUAGGCUAGUAAUACUGUAGUAGUAACGUGUGUCUGAUAUAGGCUAGUAAUACUGUAGUAAUAACGUGUGAUAUAGGUUAGUAAUACUGUAAUAAUAACAUGUGAUAUAGACUAGUAAUACUGUAGUAAUAACGUGUGUGAAAUAGUCUAGUAAUACUGUAGUAAUAAUGUGUCUGAUAUAGGCUAGUAAUACUGUAGUAGUAACGUGUGUCUGAUAUAGGCUAGUAAUACUGUAGUAAUAACGUGUGAUAUAGGUUAGUAAUACUGUAAUAAUAACAUGUGAUAUAGACUAGUAAUACUGUAGUAAUAACGUGUGUGAAAUAGUCUAGUAAUACUGUAGUAAUAAUGUGUGUGAUAUAGGCUAGUAAUACUGUAGUAAUAAUGUGUGUGAUAUAGGCUAGUAGUACUGUAGUAAUAAUGUGUGUGAUAUAGGCUAGUAGUACUGUAGUAAUAACGUGUGUCUGAUAUAGGCUAGUAAUACUGUAGUAAUAACGUGUGUCUGAUAUAGGCUAGUAAUAACAUGUGUGUGAUAUAGGCUAGUAAUACUGUAGUAAUAACGUGUGUGAUAUAGGCUAGUAAUACUGUAGUAAUAACAUGUGUCUGAUAUAGGCUAGUAGUACUGUAGUAAUAACGUGUGUCUGAUAUAGGCUAGUAAUACUGUAGUAAUAACAUGUGUCUGAUAUAGGCUAGUAAUACUGUAGUAAUAACAUGUGUCUGAUAUAGGCUAGUAAUACUGUAGUAAUAACGUGUGUGAUAUAGGCUAGUAAUACUGUAGUAAUAACGUGUGUGAUAUAGGCUAGUAAUACUGUAGUAAUAACGUGUGUGAUAUAGGCUAGUAAUACUGUAGUAAUAACGUGUGUCUGAUAUAGGCUAGUAAUACUGUAGUAAUAACGUGUGUCUGAUAUGGGCUAGUAAUACUGUAGUAAUAACGUGUGUCUGAUAUAGGCUAGUAAUACUGUAGUAAUAACGUGUGUCUGAUAUAGGCUAGUAAUACUGUAGUAAUAACGUGUGUCUGAUAUAGGCUAGUAAUACUGUAGUAAUAACGUGUGUGAUAUAGGCUAGUAAUACUGUAGUAAUAACGUGUGUGAUAUAGGCUAGUAAUACUGUAGUAAUAACGUGUGUCUGAUAUAGGCUAAUAAUACUGUAGUAAUAACGUGUGUCUGAUAUAGGCUAGUAAUACUGUAGUAAUAACGUGUGUGUGCAGGUGUUCCCAGUUGGAGCUGCAGGACUGUGCUCUGAGGGAUGUGUGUGUGAACGUGCUGCGUGAUGGCGGAGAUCAGAACACACCCUUCAAAUGCCGGGUCGGAGAGAUUAUGGUGAGAGAGACACCUUACCAUAGAAUUACCCAUCAACAGAAUCAUAUCUGUCCCAGACUCUUAGACCUGGGCCCUCAUUUAUCAAUAUUGCGUAAAAACUAUUCUAAAAUGCUACUUAUGAAGGGAAUUUAGAAUGUUCGUACGCAUUGGAAAAGUGUGAUUUAUCAAACAAUCCUAUGAGCGUCAUAGCACACCGUUGAUCAAUACCAAUGAACCGUUGAUCAAUACCAAUGAACCGUUGAUAAAUACCAAUUAACCAUUGAUAAAUACCAAUUGUUAUCAGCCUCAGUGCUCGUGCAUGACCUUGGCUAUUCGCAUUUCAAAACGCUCCUAUGGUCAAAAUCAUCCCUUUAAAGCCCAUGGGGAAUAUACAACACUGUACCAUAAAAUAUAACGACACAACCAGAGACUGAACUAGAGGUGCCUAGUGUCACGAGGUUGAGUACAACCAAAAUGUUUUAUUGGGCUCAGUUGUGGUUUGACCUGUAAAAAUGAAAACAUAGCUACGAAGAGAGGACCAUUAGGACAAUUCAAGUUGCUUUAGCAACGGCAAAUAUACUUCAAAUGAGUAGCUAGGCAACAUACACCAAUAAGCCAUACAUCCUCAACAGCUCCCACCUGUAAGCGUGUUGGCCAACACUGUUGUUCUGCAGAAUGAACGAGUCGUGAGUUCCACCUGGCCACCACAUUCAGCAGCAUCUUUUGAUCAUCACAUGACCUGUCACCUGCACAUUAAGAGUGGAAGCCUUGAUCAUCACAUGACCUGUCACCUGCUCAUUAAGACUGGAAGCCUUGAUCAUCACAUCACCUGCUCAUUAAGAAUGGAAGCCUUGAUCAUCACAUCACCUGCUCAUUAAGACUGGAAGCCUUGAUCAUCACAUCACCUACUCAUUAAGAAUGGAAGCCUUGAUCAUCAUCACCUGCUCAUUAAGAAUAGAAGUCUUGAUCAUCACAUUACCUAUCACCUGCUCAUUAAGACUGGAAGCCUUGAUCAUCACAUUACCUAUCACCUGCUCAUUAAGACUGGAAGCCUUGAUCAUCACAUUACCUAUCACCUGCUCAUUAAGACUGGAAACCUUGAUCAUCACAUUACCUAUCACCUGCUCAUUAAGACUGGAAACCUUGAUCAUCACAUUACCUAUCACCUGCUCAUUAAGACUGGAAACCUUGAUCAUCACAUUACCUAUCACCUGCUCAUUAAGACUGGAAGCCUUGAUCAUCACAUGACCUGUCACUUGCACAUUAAGACUGGAAGCCUUGAUCAUCACAUCACCUGCUCAUUAAGAGUGGAAGCCUUGAUCAUCACAUCACCUGCUCAUUAAGAAUGGAAGCCUUGAUCAUCACAUGACCUAUCACCUGCUCAUUAAGACUGGAAGCCUUGAUCAUCACAUGACCUGUCACUUGCACAUUAAGACUGGAAGCCUUGAUCAUCACAUCACCUGCUCAUUAAGAGUGGAAGCCUUGAUCAUCACAUCACCUGCUCAUUAAGAAUGGAAGCCUUGAUCAUCACAUUACCUAUCACCUGCUCAUUAAGAGUGGAAGCCUUGAUCAUCACAUGACCUAUCACCUGCUCAUUAAGACUGGAAGCCUUGAUCAUCACAUGACCUGUCACUUGCACAUUAAGAGUGGAAGCCUUGAUCAUCACAUGACCUGUCACUUGCACAUUAAGAGUGGAAGCCUUGAUCAUCACAUCACCUGCUCAUUAAGAGUGGAAGCCUUGAUCAUCACAUCACCUGCUCAUUAAGAGUGGAAGCCUUGAUCAUCACAUGACCUAUCACCUGCUCAUUAAGACUGGAAGCCUUUAUCAUCACAUGACCUGUCACUUGCACAUUAAGACUGGAAGCCUUGAUCAUUACAUCACCUGCUCAUUAAGAGUGGAAGCCUUGAUCAUUACAUGACCUGUCACCUGCACAUUAAGACUGGAAGCCUUGAUCAUCACAUCACCUGCUCAUUAAGAAUGGAAGCCUUGAUCAUCACAUCACCUGCUCAUUAAGACUGGAAGCCUUGAUCAUCACAUUACCUAUCACCUGCUCAUUAAGAGUGGAAGCCUUGAUCAUCACAUGACCUAUCACCUGCUCAUUAAGAGUGGAAGCCUUGAUCAUCACAUGACCUGUCACUUGCACAUUAAGAAUGGAAGCCUUGAUCAUCACAUCACCUGCUCAUUAAGACUGGAAGCCUUGAUCAUCACAUGACCUAUCACCUUCUCAUUAAGAGUGGAAGCCUUGAUCAUUACAUGACCUGUCACCUGCACAUUAAGACUGGAAGCCUUGAUCAUCACAUGACCUAUCACCUGCUCAUUAAGAGUGGAAGCCUUGAUCAUCACAUGACCUGUCACCUGCUCAUUAAGAGUGGAAGCCUUGAUCAUCACAUCACCUGCUCAUUAAGAUGGAAGCCUUGAUCAUCACAUUACCUAUCACCUGCUCAUUAAGAGUGGAAGCCUUGAUCAUCACAUGACCUAUCACCUGCUCAUUAAGAUGGAAGCCUUGAUCAUCACAUGACCUGUCACUUGCACAUUAAGAGUGGAAGCCUUGAUCUCAAUCACCUCUCAUUAAGAUGGAAGCCUGAUCAUCACUCACCUGCACAUUAAGAGUGGAAGCCUUGAUCAUCACAUACCUAUCACCUGCUCAUUAAGAGUGGAAGCCUUGAUCAUCACAUGACCUUCACCUGCUCAUUAAGAGUGGAAAGCCUUGAUCAUCACAUGACCUAUCACCUGCUCAUUAAGACUGGAAGCCUUGAUCAUCACAUGACCUGUCACUUGCACAUUAAGACUGGAAGCCUUGAUCAUCACAUCACCUGCUCAUUAAGAGUGGAAGCCUUGAUCAUCACAUGACCUGUCACCUGCUCAUUAAGACUGGAAGCCUUGAUCAUCACAUCCUGUCACCUUGUCACAUUAAGAUGGAAGCCUUGAUCAUUACAUCACCUGCUCAUUAAGAGUGGAAGCCUUGAUCAUUACAUGACCUGUCACCUGCACAUUAAGACUGGAAGCCUUGAUCAUCACAUCACCUGCUCAUUAAGAAUGGAAGCCUUGAUCAUCACAUCACCUGCUCAUUAAGACUGGAAGCCUUGAUCAUCACAUUACCUAUCACCUGCUCAUUAAGAGUGGAAGCCUUGAUCAUCACAUGACCUAUCACCUGCUCAUUAAGAGUGGAAGCCUUGAUCAUCACAUGACCUGUCACUUGCACAUUAAGAAUGGAAGCCUUGAUCAUCACAUCACCUGCUCAUUAAGACUGGAAGCCUUGAUCAUCACAUGACCUAUCACCUUCUCAUUAAGAGUGGAAGCCUUGAUCAUUACAUGACCUGUCACCUGCACAUUAAGACUGGAAGCCUUGAUCAUCACAUGACCUAUCACCUGCUCAUUAAGAGUGGAAGCCUUGAUCAUCACAUGACCUGUCACCUGCUCAUUAAGAGUGGAAGCCUUGAUCAUCACAUGACCUAUCACCUGCUCAUUAAGAGUGGAAGCCUUGAUCAUCACAUGACCUAUCACCUGCUCAUUAAGACUGGAAGCCUUGAUCAUCACAUGACCUGUCACUUGCACAUUAAGACUGGAAGCCUUGAUCAUCACAUCACCUGCUCAUUAAGAAUGGAAGCCUUGAUCAUCACAUCACCUGCUCAUUAAGACUGGAAGCCUUGAUCAUCACAUUACCUAUCACCUGCUCAUUAAGAGUGGAAGCCUUGAUCAUCACAUGACCUAUCACCUGCUCAUUAAGAGUGGAAGCCUUGAUCAUCACAUGACCUAUCACCUGCUCAUUAAGACUGGAAGUCUUGAUCAUCACAUGACCUGUCACUUGCACAUUAAGACUGGAAGCCUUGAUCAUUACAUCACCUGCUCAUUAAGAGUGGAAGCCUUGAUAAUUACAUGACCUGUCACCUGCACAUUAAGACUGGAAGCCUUGAUCAUCACAUGACCUAUCACCUGCUCAUUAAGAGUGGAAGCCUUGAUCAUCACAUGACCUGUCACCUGCUCAUUAAGAGUGGAAGCAUUGAUCAUCACAUGACCUGUCACCUGCUCAUUAAGGGUGGAAGCCUUGAUCAUCACAUUACCUAUCAGCUGCUCAUUAAGACUGGAAGCCUUGAUCAUCACAUUACCGAUCACCUGCUCAUUAAGAGUGGAAACCUUUUCUGUUCACAUACAGUAGUUGAAUUAGUUUUGGAAUGGUGUUUUUAUGGCGAUGUGGUCUAGUUCUCUGUUCAUAUUUGGGAACCCUGAUGGCAAAGAAACCCCUCGACUUCAACCUGUUUGUUUAGCUGAUGAUUGCAUCCAAAACGUCGGCUCAUCGAGGGCUGGGAGAUGCCGAUCGGCAUAGCACCUGGAUGUGCACCGGAAUGGCAUGUGUGCCUUUCUAAAGUAGGUCUUAAAUCCUCUCAAAGAUCCUAUAAGAUUGGUUUUAGGAAACGAUAUCUGAUGAGCCAAUCUGUACUUUCUGCAAAAAAGUCCCACCUGUCUCUAAAAAUGCACUCUCUGCAAAAUGCAGCGUGUGCCAGAUCCUCAAACAGAGCAAGAUCAGCCAUCUCUGGUUGGAUUUCCCAUUAUCUCAGUCUUUUAUGGUGUUUUAAUAAUAGUUUCACUUACACACGUGCCUCUAAUUGAACAAAUUACUGUACUUUAUAUGGAUUAUUAUCGUAACAAAUGCACUGAUGUUAUCAAAUUAGAUGAUACAGCCUGUCAAGAUACAGUACAUGACCAAAAGUAUGUGGACACCUGCUCGUCAAACAUCUCAUUCCAAAAUCAUGGACAUUAAUAUUGAGUUGGUCCCCCCUUUGCUGCUAUAACAGCCUCCACUCUUCUGGGAAGGCUUUCCACUAGAUGAUGGAACAUUGCUGCAGGGACUUGCUUCCAUUCAGCCACAAGCGCAUUAGUGAGGUCAGACACUGAUGUUGGGCAAUUAGGCCUGUCUCGCAGUCGGCGUUCCAAUUCAUCCCAAUGGUGUUCGAUGGGGGUUGAGGUCAGGGCUCUGUGCAGGCCAGUCAAGUUCUUCCACACCGAUCUCGUCAGACCAUUUCUGUAUGGACCUUGCUUUGUGCACGGGGGCAUUGUCAUGCUGAAACAGGAAAGGGGCUUCCCCAAACUGUUGCCACAAAGUUGGAAGCACAGAAUCAUCUAGAAUGUCAUUGUAUGCUGUAGUGUUAAGAUUUCCCUUCACUGGAACUAAGGGGCCUAGCCCGAACUAUGAAAAACAACCCCAGACCAUUUUUCCUCCUCCACCAAACUUUACAGUUAGCACUAUGCAUUGGGGCAGGUAGCGUUCUCCUGUCAUCCGCCAAACCCAGAUUCGCCCGUCGGACUGCCAGAUGGUGAAGCGUGAUUCAUCACUCCAGAGAACGCGUUUCCACCGCUCCAGAGUCCAAUGACGGCGAGUUUUACACCACUCCAGUUUCAUUUUGCGUUUAUAUUUUUGUUCAGUAUAACUGUUUGUACAUCUCAAUCAUUUGUAAGUGACUGAUUUGUGUAUCCGUGUUUCUUAUAAGCAGUCUGUCUUUGUCUCUACCCCUCUUUUGUCCUCCCUCCCCCCCUAGAUCCUGGAUGCUGAGUCCCUCUCCGUUCCUCCCCUCCCAGUCCAGAGUGUGUGUGUCUAUGACGUGGUGUGGCUGAGGGGCGCUGAUAAACUUCACCUCAACACCACCCUGCGCUGGCGCUACCCUGCCCAGCUCGUACGCCACUUCCUGGUGUACUGGCGCCGGGUGAGGGGUCCAGACCCCCGGAUCCCAUCUGGCAGGCUGGCCCUGAUUGGCCGAGCCUACUCCCCCUUGUUCCGGGUGACUGAGCUGGCGGUUCCGGAACCUCCGGGUCUUCUAGAACUGGUGGUGGAACCCGUAUCACGGGAGGGGUUCCGUGUUCCUGAGUCCCACUGGGGGAGGAGGAGUCUCAGUUAUACUGAGGAGAGAUCGGACCAAUCAUAAGAGACUAGAAGGGUAGCAACAUUUGGCUGCCCCAAAUGGCACCCUGUUCCCUAUAUAAUGCACUACUUUGGCCAGAGCUCUAUGGGCCCCGGUGAAAAGUAGCGCACUAUAUAGGGAAUAGGGUGCUAUUUGGGACGCACUACUGGACUUGCUACUCCUCUUCCUUUCCAAAACGCUUCCUGUCUCCUGUCCAAUCAGUGA
Messenger RNA from Coregonus sp. 'balchen', 14987 nucleotides. The record is from the annotation of a GenBank genome assembly. NCBI's taxonomy places the organism in Eukaryota, Metazoa, Chordata, Actinopteri, Salmoniformes, Salmonidae.